This is a messenger RNA of Candida albicans SC5314, 2229 nucleotides long. It is a transcript of the gene SPT23, whose product is annotated as Spt23p. Gene Ontology annotation, cellular component: nucleus. Lineage: Eukaryota; Fungi; Ascomycota; Pichiomycetes; Serinales; Debaryomycetaceae. The record is from RefSeq and is a predicted model, not a curated record. Gene Ontology annotation, biological process: regulation of transcription by RNA polymerase II. Gene Ontology annotation, molecular function: transcription cis-regulatory region binding. The coding region runs from base 1 to 2229 and encodes 742 amino acids. The transcript has a single exon.
AUGACAGAUCCAUUAACAUUCUUGGAUGAGUUUAAUGAAUUCUUUUAUUUCCCAGAAGAUAAUGAUACUUUUGCACCAAAUGAAAUUGGGAAAUUGAAAUUUGGAUCAAAGAUAAAUGCAACACCAAAAUCUAUUGAAGUGCCUAGUUCUUAUUUGGAUUUUUCACCUGAAACAAUGAAUAAUUUACCAUAUAGAUUGAGUAUAUCUGGUUUACCAUCUUUUUCUAGAGUAGAAACUCAAAUUAAAAUGAAUUUAACAAUAAAUGCUCCUUUCACUAAUCAUUAUGUUCAUAUAACCCCUGAUCUUAUAUCAAAAAAGAAAUUAUGUUUAGAAGAACCAUAUUCAAAUCUUGAUGAUAAUAUUAAAAAACAUAUUUUGGAAUUUGACGCUUAUAUUCUUACUCAAAGUAAUAAGUCUUGUGCUGUUUGUCCAAGAUGUAUUAAACGAGAACAGAAAAGAGCAUCACGUAGUAAAGCUGGUGAAGAGAAAUCUGCCGUUUGGGAUUGUGAUGUUGAAAGGAAAGCAAUCAUUAUAAAUAAUAAAGAAAUCAUUGCUUUCCAAUCGGGUGUUUUGGAAUUAUCUGCAAGAAUCAUAUGUUAUUGCCGACACCAUAAAGAACUGGAAGGAUUCAAACUUUUAAUAGUACUUAAAAACCAUUUAGGGCAAGUUGUUGCUAAACAAAUAUCUUCCCCUAUUAUGAUUAUGGACAGAAAGAAAAAUUUGAAGGAUUCGGCACCUAGUUCAUCGGCAAAUUUGGUUGAAUUGGAUAAGAAGAAAUUGUCUAUUUCUGAUUCUGAUAAUGAAAAAUUAAUGACCAACCAGUUUGUUCAACUAUCACCAAAUUCAUUGGAUGAAUCGGCAUCUGAAGCUUUAGCCACUACUGAUUAUGAAACUAGAGGAGUGAAACGUAAGAAGUUGUCUGUUGAUGAUUCUUUCAACACCACAUCUAACCCAAUGUACAAUGGGUUUAGUGGUUAUUCUCCAAUGAGUAAUAGUGAUACAAAUACAUCGGCUAUAAGUCAAAGUUUCUCGGGUCCAACAAUAUCAAAGCCAUCUCUGGCUCAAUUUUCUAUUGGAUUUUCACCGAUUAGUCAACCACAAUUUCCAUCACAAUUCCAAUCACAAACACAAUUGCUACAACAACAACAACAACAACAACAACAACAACAACAACAGCAGCAGCAACAGCAACAACAGCAAACUGUACCAUCAAUUCAAAAAAUUAUACCAGCUCAAGGUCUGAUUCGAGGUGGCAUUGAAGUCACAAUUUUGGGUUUCAAUUUUCGUCCUGGUUUGCUGAUCAAGUUUGGUGCAAAUCAAGCAUUGGCUACUCAUUGUUGGUCAGAAACUACUAUUGUUACGUAUUUACCACCUGCAGCACAACCAGGUCAAGUCUUGGUCACGUUUGAAAAUCAAGAUAAUGAUAAUGUAGGAGGACCACAACAACAACAAGUGUUUACUUAUACUGAUGAUACUGAUCGACAAUUGAUUGAAUUGGCUUUACAGAUUGUUGGAUUGAAAAUGAAUGGGAAAUUAGAGGAUGCUAAGAAUAUUGCUAAAAGAAUUGUUGGCACUGAUAAUAAUAAUAAUAAUAAUAAUAAUAAUAAUAGCAGUAAUACUAAUACUAAUACCAGUACUAACAGUAAUAGUCCAGCAGAUAAUGAGAAUGACAAUAAUAAUACCAAUAAUAAUACUACUGCUGGUGCUGCUGCUCCUGGUGCUGCUCCUGGUAAUACUGUUACCUCAACAAAUUCAAAUACAUCUUCUAGUUUUGAAAAUGAUGAAAAAUCAAUGGCUAAAUUGAAUAAAUUAGUUGAAUUUUUCGAAUCGAGAACUAAUAAUCAAGAUGAUUUGGAAAAAUGGUCAAGUAUGAAAACAUCGGAAAUAUUUGGUGAUCAAGAAGAAGAAUAUUUUGCUGAUAGUGAAGUUGUACCAUCAUAUAAAUCAAUAUUCCCUAAUGGUGGUAAUGCUAAUAAUACCAAACUAAUAGCUGAACCUACACCUGAAGCUGAUGCUGGUGCCACAUCAGAUUCUUCUGAAGAUAUGGUUGUCACAUAUAUUAAUCAUCCUCGUAAAUCAAUGAAGAAUGAUAAAAUGUUAUUAUUCUUUUGGAUACCGGCAUUAGUAAUCAUGUUGUUUACCUUCUUUAUGGUAUAUGUGGUGGGAUAUCAAUUGAAUGAUUAUUCCAUUGUUGAAAAAAUGUUGAAUUGUACUUCUUUACUAAGGUGA